AUGGCGGCUCGUCGUACGCGGGAGGCGACCAAAAGGAAAAACAACGACAAAAUAGAGUUAGAGACCUCAGUUGAAAUCAAGGAAGAAUGCACAGAGAGCAUAUAUUUCAAGAUGGGCUGUAACAAUACUUUACAUACCCAUUUGUCGAAGAAAACAAAACUAGGGCUAAAGCAAGUGGGCAAAGCUAAUGGAUCUUCGACCAGACUUGACAGGUCGUUUUACGACCAACCUGCCGAAGACUUGGCUAAAAACCUCUUGGGCAAGCUACUUUAUCGUGUUCUUGACAACGGAGAAGUGUCGUUUGGACGGAUAGUUGAGACGGAAGCCUAUUUAGGUGAGGUUGACAAAGCGUGCCAUUCUUACGGUGGAAGACGAAUAGGUCGCUGUGAACCUUUGUAUAUGGCACCCGGUACGGCUUACGUGUACGUUAUUUACGGAAUGUAUCACUGCCUCAAUGUCUCUAGUCAGGAACCCGGUGCCUGUGUGUUAAUAAGAGCUUUGGAGCCCCUCCAGGGUAAGUGUAUAUGACGAUCUACAGGGGGGUGAAGUGCAGAGUUCAGAAUGGGCCAAUCCAAUUCUAACGCGUUAUACACGAUUGAAGGCUUUUUCUUGUCCUGUCCCUCCCUCCCUGAGGGUAUCGCGCGGUGGUCUAGGCAAUAAAGACCCAGAGAACCCCAAAGAGAGUUGCUGUGUAUUUAACAAGAGAAAGCUUGCAAUCGUUUUUAACACGUCAGCCGGCUAGAAUCGCAUAGUGACACAUACCUGGCUGCAGCUUGCAUAUAUACAUGGAUGAGGCGCUGAACUUCCGUCACGUGUUUUUAAUCCUGAUAAACAGGUUUUGACUCACAAUAAUUGUGACCCGUACUCCCCCAUUAAGGCUAAGGAAAUCCUCAUGGAGGGAGGGCAUCUUCAAAGAACAUUCCUAAGGGACUAGCUACCUUAUUAUGUGCAUUUUUCAAAAGGACGGAUUAUGGCAGUGCUGUUGUCUGUAAUAGGGGAUGAGUGAAUACAAAUACACACAGGAAAAAAUAACAGAUUCCCAUUUUUGGAUAUUUUAGGGUAUUUAAUAAAGAAUGCCCACAAAAAUCCCAAAUUUGGAAGAGUGAGACAAGUCCCAAUCAGGGAACUUGGUUGGGAAUUUCCUGGUUGGGACUUGUCUCACUUUGCCAAAUUUGGGAUUUUUAUGGAUAUUGUUUAAAUACCCUAAAAUAUCCAAUAAUGGGAAUCUGUUAUUUUUUCCUGUGACAAAUGGAAUGGUUCAAAAUACACUAAUAUAACAGUAACAGUCAAAAGUGAGUUACCAGCUUUACACCUUGUUUCUUGUGCUAUGAGCUCAGAGAUGUAAAAUCUGGAGACUCUCCCUUCUGCCCCUCCCCCACCUUCCAUAAACCUAAGUUGACCGAAAUCCCAAAUUAUAGUAAGAGUGUGACACAGGACGUUAUACCGUCUUACUUGAGGUGCUGACCUCCAAGAUUCACUAUUAUGAUGAAAGUCUUGACAGUGAUGAAUACAAGAACAGGGACAUUCUUUUUUGAGCUUACUGGCUCAUAGCCAGUGAGGCUUUAUGCUAUUGUCAGUGAAAGAAUGAAUAAAUGAUGUAAGGUCAUGUCUAUUGUUCUCUUACGUGCAGUAACGUAUGAUCUUCAGAGCUGAAGGGACUGGGUAGGAUACCAGCCAUCUCCCAUUUUUUUUAAGUUCCGUUUUAUGAAGCAUUGUUAUGACAAGGAGGAAUUUGAUAUUGAUUGUUCUUAGGGCUUCUUAAAAAGUUGCAAAUAAUAUUAUGCUCCGUUAUUUUAAAAACGUAAGAUGUUUGCAUUUGUGACGAAUGAUCUUGCAAAUAUAUUACAGGAAAAGUUUUCUGUUUUGACUUACGAUAAUUCUCCAAUAAUUGGAGAAUUAUUGUAAGUUGGCUAAACCAAUUAUUGGUUAAUUUCUUUGCUAUUUAUAUCCAUUCAUAAUUGGUUAUGUGUUGAGUGAGUGUUACUAGUAAUGAAUACUUUUUCAUCCUUGGUAGUAUUAAACAUUGAAAGUCACAAUGCGGGAAAAUGCAAAUGUCAGGCAAACAUGAAUCUGUCACUUUUACUAUGUAAUCAUUCAAUUAAAAGGUCACAAAUCUGCAUAAUUUCGAAACAACUAGCAUUUUUCAAAUUUCAUGUUACAUUAAUUCGUUGCAACAUUUGUGUGCUUAAUCUUGGCCAGAAAUUACAAUAGUCCCAGAACCAUAUCUGUGAAAGUUUUAACUUUGCCUGUGGCCGCCAAACCAACCUCAUGUGAUGGCACGUAACAGUGUCAAAAACUGCAUGUGCCAACACAACGUGACUGCCUUGAACAACGAUUUGUUUUGCAAGCACAGAUUAAUUGUACAGAUUAAUCAUUGCCAGUAAGCUCCUGUCCUCUCCAGGGACUAUUUUUUUGUCUUUUGGGACAAAAUUUGCUAAAUUUCAAACUAAAGCAGGGAAAAGCUCAAAACUCUAUUUUAUGUAGGAGAGUUGGCAUAUAAAUGAGCUUUACUUACGACCACUUCGACAAAACCCCGCUUGAACUCCAAACAUCCAAACUCUACUAUUAACCUGAAGCAGUCAUGUUGCCAGGCUACAGUCCUAUCAGAGGCAACUCACUCUUUCAAAGAACCUUUCAAAGGAGUUUUCUUAUUGUCCUUAAUACUCAUCUCGGUACAGUGUUUUUUUUUUAUUUCUGCCAUGAUGGGAAAUAAGCAGUGAGUUAAUUUCAAUUGAUAUCGUCUUGGUCUUACUUCUGGUGUCAAGCCAGAGCUUCCAUAAACCUUGACCUAUUGUAAAAUUCCGAAAAUAAGCCCCUCCAUGUAUAAGCCCCCCAAUCCGGUAAUGCAAAAAACCCUCCGUUAAGUCACUUCUCCAAAUAUAAGCCCCCCAGGAGCUUGUACUUGGACAAUUGCCCUCAAAUACAAAGUAAAACAAAGCAAAAACAGCAAAUUUACUUCCAAAAAUAAGGCUAGCACAAUCGAUUUUGAAACGCAAAUUUCCCUCCGUAGAUAAGCCCCUCCAAAAAUAAGCCCCUCAAAACAGGCCUUUGACAAAAUAAGCCCCAGGGCUUACUUUAGGAAUUUUACGGUAUCUAAUUGAGGGCAAAUCUACAUUAUGUUGCAGGGUUUGACUCUAUGAAAUCCUUCAGAGGAGUGCGGCGAAGAGAUGCCGGCAGCAAGUUGAAAGACCAUGAGUUGUGUAAUGGACCUUCGAAACUCUGUCAAGCUCUUGAUAUUGAAAAAGCUAAUCUCAACAAAGAGGACAUGACAACUUCUAAUAGAUUUUGGAUAGAAGAUGACAAGGAAUCUUGUAGUAGAGACAUGACUAUAGUGACCUCAGCAAGAAUAGGCAUAGAUUCCUAUGGACCUGAGUGGGCACUUAAACCAUUGAGGUUUUAUAGCUUGGGAAACAAGUGUGUGAGUGUUAGAGACAAAAAGUCAGAAGCUGAGCUUUCGCAUUCGGCCUAG
Molecule: messenger RNA, 3469 nt
Organism: Porites lobata
Lineage: Eukaryota; Metazoa; Cnidaria; Anthozoa; Scleractinia; Poritidae
Source: the annotation of a GenBank genome assembly